This is a messenger RNA of Camelina sativa (false flax), 955 nucleotides long. Lineage: Eukaryota; Viridiplantae; Streptophyta; Magnoliopsida; Brassicales; Brassicaceae. The record is from RefSeq and is a predicted model, not a curated record.
AAAGAGGCUUCUGUGUAUUGUACAGAGAAAUCAUGUCUAGGGACUGGUGAUCUAAAGUGGUACUUCUUCUGCCCAAGAGAAAAGAAGUAUCCCAAAGGCGGUAAGGCUAACCGCUCGACUGAAUGUGGUUACUGGAAGACCACAGGGAGAGACAGAGAUGUUUUAUACAAUAACCAAGUCGUUGGGAAGAUAAGAACUCUGGUUUAUCACUUUGGGAAAACACCUCGUGGUGAUCGGACUGAUUGGGUCAUACAUGAAUAUAGACUUGAAGACCAAGUACUCGCUCAAAAGAAUGUUCCUCAGGAUAGUUAUGUGCUUUGCGUUCUCUUUAAGAAAAAUGGGCUUGGACCAAGACAUGGUUCUCAAUAUGGAGCUCCAUAUAAGGACGAGGAUUGGAGUGGUGAUGAAGAAGAAGAUACUCAACACCUUGUAGCUAUUCCUUCUGCAGUAAACGCUGGUCCUUGUCCUGGUCCUAGCAAAGAAACCAGUCUCGUUGCUACGACCUCACAGUCACACGCUCCUAAAGAUUGUUUCACAGCAGGAGUGAUCUCAGAAUCUUGCAUCUCUGAUGUACCGCCACUAACUGCCACAGUGCUUCCACCUCUAACAAGUGACGUUGUAGGUUACGCUCCCAUGUCUUCUACACCUCUUCUUGAGGUUCCUCCCGAUGAUGACGAGGAGUUGAAUUCGAUGCUAGAUGUCUUUUCUGUUGUGAAUGACGAGUGUUUACUUUUCGACGAUUUCGACUACCAGAAUGAGGUAAGAGAUGUGCCUGGUGUUUAUGUAAACGAGGAGGAAGCUCCAGUAAUCUUAGGAGAUGGCAAUUUCAGUGGAAUGUUUGACCUGAGCGACGAGCAGGUCAUGGAGAUGGAAAAUCUGAUACAGCCGCCCACUCCUCCUCCGGGCGCUCAAGCCAGUAAUCCCUAUGAUUCAAGAAGCUAACGGUCAGAAUUAG